Syngnathoides biaculeatus (alligator pipefish) is the source of this 2043-nucleotide messenger RNA. RefSeq names its product calcium channel, voltage-dependent, beta 2b (gene cacnb2b). Gene Ontology annotation, cellular component: voltage-gated calcium channel complex. Gene Ontology annotation, molecular function: high voltage-gated calcium channel activity; protein binding. The record is from RefSeq and is a predicted model, not a curated record. The transcript has 17 exons. Gene Ontology annotation, biological process: chemical synaptic transmission; neuromuscular junction development; calcium ion transmembrane transport. Lineage: Eukaryota; Metazoa; Chordata; Actinopteri; Syngnathiformes; Syngnathidae. Bases 91 to 1908 code for a protein of 605 amino acids.
AAAAAAAAAAAAAAUCGCACUGUCAGCGUAAGUGCGCGGAGUCCACCGGGCCUCGCUCCGUCGUUGCCGUCGUCGUCUUCGGUAGUCGCCAUGACCUCGGCGAAGACACUGAAGCUGGCCGCGUACGAGCUGCUGCAGUUCGCCGCGUUGGCCGUCCCCGCGUUUGUGCUCGCCGAGCGCUUCGGCCGCCUGCUUAGCGACGUGAGGGGAGACCACAGCACCGCCUACUGGCUGGCGGUGGCCUCCUCGGUGGCCUACGUGACCUCCUGCGGCCUGCUGGUGUGGGUCCCCCUCAGGUUUCUCGUCCUGAAGGGGCGGGGUUUCAAGGCCACGCGCUGGCGACCAACAGUGCUGGCGUAUCUCCUAUUGUGCACGCUACCUUGCUUUGCUAUCGUGAUAGCCAGCUCCCAGGUGCAAGUCAACGCGGGGGUGCGACUGGACCACUUUGCCGAGUUGCCCGUCUCCUCGGUGUUGGUGUCGCUCAUCUGCGUGGACCUUGUGGAGAGGAUACGGCCCUGCAGGCUCCUCGGACAAUCCGACGACCUGGACCUGACCUUUGAGCCGCCGGGCUCGGUUCUGACCCACCUGGAAACGGCCAGCUCCGUCUCCGACCGGGUGCGGCCCGGCCAACUCCACAACGGUUCUCUGGCGAACCCCCUUCCGAAAAAACCCGACGCACCCCGCUGGCGUCCGGACGUCCCCGCCCCGGCGGGCUCCGGAACAUCCGGCGCCGCCUACCUGCGCUCGUCCUCGCGGGCCUUCUCGGGCCACCUGGGCUUCCUGGCUCGGCGAGACGCCAGGUCAGAGGGAGAGCGUCAUGACUCGGACGCCGUUGAGGAAAGAAACGCCCAGGUGCAGUUGGAGAAAGCCAAGUACCGGCCCGUGGCUUUCGCCGUACGCUGCAACUUCUCCUACACGCCGGCAGAUGACGACAACGUGCCGGUACCCGGCCAGGCGAUCACCUUUGAGGCCCGAGACUUCCUCCACGUCAAAGAGAAAUUCAACAACGAAUGGUGGAUCGGGAGACCGGUGAAGGAAGACGGCGUGGUGGGCUUCAUCCCCAGUCCGGUCAACUUGGAGACCAUCCUGAUCAGGAGAGAAGUCCAGGCCAGGAAGGCGGCCAAGGCCUUAGCCAACAAAGCGGCGUCGCAAGCGGCUCAAGAUAUGAACUCAAAGAAAUACACGCCUCCAUCGCAAGCCAAUCAGCAAGUGAAAAAGAAGCCGGGGGAACAGGUGUCCAUGUACGACGUGGUGCCCACCAUGCGGCCCGUGGUCCUCAUGGGGCCGUCGCUGAAGGGCUUAGAGGUGACAGACAUGAUGCAAAAAGCUCUCUUCGACUUCUUGAAGCAUCGGUUCGAAGGCAGAAUCACAAUCACACGGGUGACAGCGGACAUUUCUCUGGCCAAGCGCUCCAUCCUCAACAACCCUGGGAAAAAAGCGUUAAUCGACCGCACCAACACUCGCUCCAAUUUAGCCCAGAUCCAGGGGGAGGUGGAGCGCAUAUUUGAGCUGGCCCGCAGCCUGCAGCUGGUGGUUCUGGACGCCGACACCGUCAACCAUCCCCUGCAGGUGUCCAAGACCUCCCUCGCGCCCAUCCUGGUCUACGUUAAGAUUUCCUCCCCGAAGGUGUUGACCAGGUUGAUCAAGACCAGGGGAAAGUCUCAGACCAAACACCUCAACGUUCAGCUGGUGGCCGCGGACAAGCUCGCCCAGUGCCCGCCGGAAAUGUUCGACGUCAUCUUGGACGAGAACCAGCUGACGGACGCCUGCGAGCACAUCGCCGACUACCUGGAGUCGUACUGGCGGGCCACGCACCCGCCCGAGAUGGAACCCGCGAACGAUCUGGUGGCCCGGCUGGCCGAAAACACGCUGCCCACCGCUCCCACCGUUGUGCCGAUGCUCAAGUGACAUUUUCCGGACGAGCAGAAGAGCAAGAAGUCGACCACGGCCAAGAGGAAGGGUCACCGCGACGAGACCUCCGGCCAGGAGCCCGACUCUUCGGCCGGGCAACAGAAACCCGACGAGGUUCGGGGACAGGACGAC